AUGACUUUCCUCCAAGGGCAGUGUGAGGACGACUGCUACUCCCCCUGCAGCUACGGCAGCGUCUACACCUACCGCAGCUACGACUGCGGCAGCCCCUGCGGCUCCCGCAGCUACGGAGGUCUCUACGGCUCCCGCGGCCUCUGCGGCUUUGGGGAUCGCUAUGGCUGGGGUGGUCUCUACGGCUCCCGGAGCCUCUUUGGCUCUGGGGACUGCUAUGGCUACGGGGGGCUGUACAGUGGCUCCCGGAGCCUCCUGGGCUCUGGGGACUGCUAUGGCUACGGGGGGCUGUACGGUGGCUCCCGGAGCCUCUUUGGCUCUGGGGACUGCUAUGGCUACGGGGGGCUCUACUCCAGCCGCUACGGCUACCCCUUCAGCUCUCGCUACGGCCAGAGGUUCGGCUAUGGGGGCUGCUACUCCUGCUAG
Molecule: messenger RNA, 423 nt
Organism: Dryobates pubescens (Downy woodpecker)
Lineage: Eukaryota; Metazoa; Chordata; Aves; Piciformes; Picidae
Product: keratin-associated protein 21-1-like
Exons: 1
Coding region: 1-423 (140 amino acids)
Source: RefSeq, a predicted model, not a curated record